Messenger RNA from Caenorhabditis auriculariae, 1311 nucleotides. The record is from the annotation of a GenBank genome assembly. Lineage: Eukaryota; Metazoa; Nematoda; Chromadorea; Rhabditida; Rhabditidae.
AUGGAUCUAAAUAUUGAAAUCGCGACAAAUCGCGACCCGACUCUGUGCGACGUUUGUCACGUAGGGGUAAUUUUCAUCUCAAAAAAUUGAGUUUUUGGUAUGAAUUUCAGAAAAAACAGAGAAAAUCGACGCUUUUCGGAAAAUUGGCCCUUUUCGGCCUCUGGUGGUGCGGCAUCGGGAUUUGUAUCUACAGGUUCGUUUAAUUAUAUAAUUAAUCGAACUUAAUCGUCUUUAAGUUUUAUAAAUUGACCGAUUUAUCAUCCCCAGGUCUGAUUUGAAUAAUUUAUACUCAACAAGUUCGAUUAUAUAAUUCGAUUUCAAAAACUUUCAAAAAGAUUUUUUUGAACGACGAAUAGGUUCGAAUAAACAGAACUUCUCUGAGGCCUAAAAUUAAUAUUAAAAACGGCUUUUCGCUUCGAGACUUUUUUAAAAUUUGACUAUGCGCCUUUAAACGAAAGUUUUACAAAAGCGCAGCUAUCUCACAGUUCUAAAAUAAUACAAAAAAAGGCUUCUCGCUUCGACCUCCCAAAAAAUCAAAAAUGCGCCUUUAAACCGAAGUUUUUAACGGCGCAGGACUUUGACAAGAGUAAGAGUUACAUUUGAAAAUGAUUUUUCGCUUCGAUACCUCCUUGAAACUUGACUGUGCGCCUUUAAACGUACAACUUUAAAGGCGCAGAGCUCUUACAAGGCCAAAAAUAACCCUUCAAAAUGGCUUUUCGCUUCGAUACCUUCUAUAAAAUUCUACUAUGCGCCUUUAAACGGAUCUUCGAAAAAGUAGUUCUUCAGCAUGACCCAGCGAGAUCAUUGCGAAUUUUGCUUUUCGGCCAAUUUCCAGUACCGCGCUUUGGAACGGAGAAUGACUCAGGUACGACCAAAAUGGAAAUUUUCUGACUUUUAAAAAUAUGAUUUUUCAACUUUCUUGGUAUAUUUUUCUAUUGAAAAUUGUAUUUUAGAAGAUUUAUUACCUUAUAAAAAUGGCAAAACUGACUUUGCGCCGGGCAGGAUCCGAACCUGAGACCCUUGAAUCAUGUUCCAAGAGCUUAGCCAAUACACCGCCACAUUCUUCGUGAAAAAAGGACGAAAAAAGAUCUCCCUCGCAUUUUAUCACUGAAAAACUACGAUUUCUCAGAGCAAAAAUCAAAAUAAGCUUGGCAGGAGUCGAUCCAUCGACCCUUUGAGCCCCAUUUCGAGCUCUUAGCCACUAUACCAAAAGACCUUCAGCUGUUCAUGGACGAUAUCUCGACCUACGACCCGCCGCCAGUAGACUUGACCAAGGCCAAGCGUCGAAGGGACAAAAUUUCGACAAAAUGA